AUGGCAGGACGUGGAGAUGGUGCCGCUGUUUCGGUGGAGGAAUUUCAGGAGUUGCGUACACAAAUGAAUGAUUUGGUGCAGCAGCUCCAAACUCUCCAAUUGAACAUACCACGUCGAGAACCGCCACCAAAUGAGGAUGAUGAUAUUGACGAGGAGGAUGAGCCACCGCGUCGUCCCGCUGGUCGUAGACGUGGCGGGCGUGGUCAUGGUCUUCUUAAUUUUGGUCGUGCUCGGCGCAUUCCUGUUCAAGGUGGACGAGAUUAUGAUGGUGAUGAUGAUAUGUUGUCUGACAUGGAUGAUCAUCGCCAUGGUGCCCAUCGUGGUUAUCGUGACCGCCACCGUCGCCUUGAUGAUGAUGGUUUAAGCAAAGUGAAAGUGUCUAUUCCAAAAUUUAAUGGAAAAGAAAGUGCUGAUGAUUAUUUUGAGUGGGAGACUAAGGUUGAACAGAUCUUUGAUUUGUAUCCUUAUCCUCCUGUCAAGAAAGCAAAGCUUGCUGCAAUUGAGUUUUCAGGCUAUGCAAUCACUUGGUGGAAUCAACUAAAACGUCUUGUGCAAGGUACUCGUACUGUUGAUGAAUAUUUUCAAGAAUUGGAAAUGUGUUUACUUCGUACAGGGAUAACUGAAGAUGAGGAAUCCACAAUGGCUCGAUUUCUGGUUGGCCUCAAUAAGCCCAUUGCUGAUAAAGUGGAUAUGACAAACUACACAUGUCUCACUGAGUUGGUACAUUUUGCAAAAAGGGCAGAACGACAACUUGCUGGAUCUUAUAAAGAUCGUGCUUCAUUUUCAGCUCAUAAUAGUGCUACUUCAUGGCGCCAGUCACAGCAGCACGGGUCAGGGGUGCACACACCUACAUCUCGUGCAACUUCUUCCAAACAUUUUGAUUCCAAAGGCAAAGCUGUAAGCUCUACUCAGUCCAGCUCCUCUGCUACUGCAGCCCCAAGGCAUACAAGCAAGAUUGAGUGUUUUAAGUGUGGUGGUCAUGGGCAUAAGCAAGCUGAAUGUCCCAAUCGUCGUACGAUUAUUGCCCUUGCUGAUGGUUCAUAUGAUUCACAAAGUGAAGAGGAGGACGAGUUUCACAAUGUCUUUGCAGAUCAUACUCUUGACACUUGUGAGUAUUCAGCUGAGGAUGGUACUUUUGAGCUAGGUCUGAAUUGUUUAGCUAUUCAACCUAUUCUAACUUUUGCUCCCAGUGACAUGAUAGAAGAUGUUAUUUCUCCAUAUUCUAAUGAGAUUACUAGUGCUGAUUUUGAUGAGUUGCUUGCUGAUUUUCCUGAUUUGGAGCCUUCUAAAAUGAAUAGAUCAUCUCCUUAUUUGGUGGUUAGAAGAGUUCUUUCCACUCAGUUUGUUGCUGCUGAACAAGGACAACGUCAUAAUUUGUUUCAGUCCCGAUGCAAAGUGAAAGGUCAAGUGUGUCGUUUCAUCAUAGAUGGUGGGAGCUGCAAUAAUAUUGUUAGUGCCUUGCUUGUUGAGAAGCUUGGCCUACCAACACGCCGCCAUCCACACCCUUACCAUAUGCAGUGGCUGAAUAAUUCAGGGACAGUGAAGGUCUCAUCCAUGGUUCGUUUGUCUUUCUCCAUUGGUGACUAUCAUGGUGAGGUUGAUUGUGAUAUUGUACCCAUGCAAGCAUGCCAUUUGCUGUUGGGUCGUCCAUGGCAGUUUGAUGUGGAUUCGGUGCACUUUGGGCGGUCUAACAAGUAUACUUUCAUCCACAACGACAAGAAGGUGGUUCUUGUUCCAUUAUCUCCAGAAGAGAUCUAUGCUUCAGAUGUGGCUCGCAUGAAAAAAGAAGAAUCUGACAAAAGAAAAUUGAGUGAGGCUGCCAACACUAGUAAGGGAGAGACUUCUAACCAAUCUAGCCACAUAAAGCCUCUUUCCACUACAAAACACCACCACCAAAAUGAGUGCUUAUUUGUGAGCAGGAGUGAUUUGAGAGAAGUGAGGAACACCACAGCCCCAUUCUUUGUGCUCUUGCACAAGGAGGUCCUACUUUCAACUAACGAUUUACCUUCAUCGCUGCCUAGUGCUGUUCUUGAUCUCUUACAGGACUUUGAAGAUGUUUUUCCUGAUGAGGUACCAGCUGGCCUUCCUCCACUCCGUGGUAUUGAGCAUCAAAUCGAUUUGGUACCUGGAGCUUCUCUUCCCAAUCGUCCAGCCUACCGUGCUAAUCCUGAAGAAACCAAAGAAAUUCAGCGACAGGUAAAAGAGCUUUUGGACAAAGGGUAUGUUCGUGAAUCUCUAUCACCUUGUGCUGUUCCAGUACUUUUGGUCCCUAAGAAAGAUGGAUCUUGGCGCAUGUGUGUCGAUUGUCGUGCCAUUAAUGCUAUAACUGUACGAUAUCGCCAUCCCAUUCCUAGGCUUGAUGACAUGUUAGAUGAAUUGAGCGGCUCAACUAUUUUCACCAAGAUUGAUUUACGCAGUGGCUAUCACCAAAUUCGCAUGAAAAUUGGUGAUGAUUGGAAGACAACAUUUACAACCAAAUUUGGCUUGUAUGAAUGGCUUGUGAUGCCCUUUGGCUUGACAAAUGCUCCUUCAACUUUUAUGCGCUUAAUGAAUCAUGUUUUACAAGCUUUCAUUGGCAAGUUUGUAGUUGUUUAUUUUGAUGAUAUUCUGAUCUAUAGCAAAUCAUUUGAUGAACAUCUUGAUCAUAUCCAUCAAGUACUUGCUGUUUUGAGGGAAGAGAAAUUGUAUGCCAACAUUGCUAAGUGCACAUUUUGCACAGAUCGUGUUGUUUUUCUUGGUUUUGUUGUGACUGCAGAUGGCAUCCAGGUUGAUGAAGAGAAGGUUAAGGCAAUAAAGGAUUGGCCUACUCCUACAAAUUUGACAAAGAAGGAUGUUCCAUUCAAAUGGGGAGAUGACCAAGAGCAAGCCUUUGUAGAGUUAAAAAGAAAGCUUUGUGAAGCACCACUGCUGCAGCUACCUAACUUCGGUAAGACUUUUGAGAUUGAAUGUGAUGCAAGUGGUAUUGGCAUUGGAGGUGUGCUACUUCAAGAAGGUAAACCUAUUGCCUACUUUUCUGAAAAGUUAAAUGGUCCACAUCUGAAUUAUUCUGUCUAUGAUAAAGAGCUUUAUGCCUUAGUUCGAGUUUUGGAAGUUUGGCAACAUUAUUUGUUACCUAAAGAAUUUGUCAUCCAUUCUGAUCAUGAAGCUUUGAAAUAUUUAAAAAGUCAAGGCAAACUGAAUCGUAGACAUGCUAAAUGGAUCGAGUUCAUAGAAACAUUUCCGUAUGUUGUUAAACAUAAGCGUGUUCUUUUACAGGAAGCACAUGCUGGUGGCUUAGCUGGUCAUUCCACAACAAAUUUUUUUCCAUUUGAAAUUGUUUAUGGUUUUAAGCCACAUACUCCCAUGGAUCUUUUGCCUUUACCAUUACAGGAACAAGUUAACUUGGAUGCAGCGAAGAGAUCCAACUUUAUCAAGAAGCUACAUGAUGAGACAAGAAGAAAUAUUGAGAAGAAAUCAGCACAAUAUGCAAAGCAAGCGAACAAAGGUAAGAAGAAGGUUACAUUUCAGCCCGGUGACCUCGUGUGGUUGCAUCUACGCAAGGAUCGAUUUCCCCAACAACGUAAGAGUAAGUUAUCACCUAGAGGUGAUGGUCCAUUCAAGGUUCUAAAAAAGAUAAAUGAUAAUGCAUACAAAAUUGAGCUGCCACCUGAAUAUUCCAAUGUUAGUCCAACAUUCAAUGUCAAAGACUUGCUUCCAUUUGUUGGUGAGCCUGAGUCGAGGACGACUCCUUCUCAAGAGGGGGAGGCUGAUGAGGACAUCCCUAGCAUUCAUUCAUCUUCAAAUGAAACUCCACUUGAUAUAAGUGGUCCAAUUACAAGAAGUAGAGCUAAACACGCGGCGUCGGACGUCAACCCCGACCAGGCCUCGGAGCAGGGGACGGCCGCUCCUGUUGCCACCGCUGAAGACGCCGCGCCACAGGUCACAGAGCUACCUGCAGCGGCGGCGGGCGCCGAGGACCAAUCUGCCCCGGCAAGUGCUGCGACGAGCACUCAGCCGAGGGAUGAGGAGGCAGCAAGGGUCCCUCCCCCGAGUACUGUUGUAGAGGAGGAGAGCAGAGUCCCAACUCCUCCAGCCGAAGAAGGGAGGGUGUUGACGCCGCCCCGAGCAGGGGCUUCUUCGCCCGUGGGCUCCUCUGGCCUAGGCUAG
Sorghum bicolor (sorghum) is the source of this 4146-nucleotide messenger RNA. RefSeq lists its product as uncharacterized. Gene Ontology annotation, molecular function: nucleic acid binding; zinc ion binding. The transcript is spliced from 6 exons. NCBI's taxonomy places the organism in Eukaryota, Viridiplantae, Streptophyta, Magnoliopsida, Poales, Poaceae. The record is from RefSeq and is a predicted model, not a curated record. Bases 1 to 4146 code for a protein of 1381 amino acids.